Chenopodium quinoa (quinoa) is the source of this 2331-nucleotide messenger RNA. Its product is annotated as SNW/SKI-interacting protein-like. Gene Ontology annotation, biological process: mRNA splicing, via spliceosome. The transcript has 2 exons. The record is from RefSeq and is a predicted model, not a curated record. Lineage: Eukaryota; Viridiplantae; Streptophyta; Magnoliopsida; Caryophyllales; Amaranthaceae. Bases 327 to 2114 code for a protein of 595 amino acids. Gene Ontology annotation, cellular component: spliceosomal complex.
UCAUAAGAGGAAUUGGAUGGGAAGAGUGGAAAAGUGGGUAGAGAGAGAUUGAGAGAUUUUUUUUCUCCUUACCAUUAUUACGAAAUGGAGUGAGUAGUUGUUGGAAAAAAAAAAAAAAAAAAAAAAAACCUCUCCUACGUUUAUUUUUUCACUUGUAAGCUGUCCGCUGCAAUUUCUCCUCCCUCCUCUCUCUCUCCUCCAUUGAAGCGCACUCUGAAUUCUUCGUUUUUCUCCUCCAUUGACGCAGCUUCUGAGUAUAUUUGUUCGUAUCUAGAGAUAAAUUUGAGGUUUUCUGGAAUUUGUUUGUUUGUUUGAUUGAUCGAAAGAUGUCGCCGAUGAAACUGCCACCGGCGAAGUCAUCAACAUCGACGCAAUACGACCACACUAAUGAUCCGUGGUUCAAGAACCGAUUUAGUGCUCAAGAGGAUGAAAAGGCUUUGGCUGCUAAGGAAUAUCAUGUACCUCCCUAUUUAAAACGGGACGGGUAUAAACCUCGAAAACCCGAAGAUUUUGGUGAUGGUGGGGCGUUCCCUGAGAUUCAUAUUGCUCAGUAUCCCUUGGGAAUGGGCAGGGAUAAGACACCAAGUUCAAAGAUAUUGCCUGUUACUGUAGAUAGUAAAGGGAAUGUGGCAUUUGAUAAUAUUGUGAAGCAAAAUGAAAAUGCGUCGAAGAUUGUUUAUUCGCAACAUAGGGAUCUUGUGCCGAAAAUUUUGAGGGGGGAAGAGUCUGAUUCCGAGGAAGAAUCAGAUGAGCUGCAAAAGGAGAUUGAAGAGACUACUGAAGCUACUAAAGCUGCAAUUGAGAAGAUCGUUAAUGUGAGGUUGAGUGCUGCUCAGCCUAAGAAUGUGCCUAAGCAUUCAUCUGAUUCGAAGUUUAUUAAGUAUAAGCCGUCGCAGCAAGCUCAGGCUUUUAAUUCUGGUGCGAAAGAGAGAAUCAUUAGGAUGGUAGAGAUGCCAGUGGACCCUCUUGAACCUCCCAAGUUCAAGCACAAGAGGGUUCCCAGGGCCUCGGGGUCACCACCUGUGCCGGUGAUGCAUUCACCACCUCGUCCUGUGACUGUGAAAGAUCAGCAGGAUUGGAAGAUUCCACCUUGCAUUUCGAACUGGAAGAAUCCUAAGGGUUACACUAUUCCAUUGGAUAAGCGGCUUGCAGCCGAUGGAAGGGGCCUUCAAGAUGUUCAGAUCAAUGACAAUUUUGCAAAGCUUUCUGAGUCCCUGUAUGUUGCGGAGCAGAAGGCGAGAGAAGCAGUGGCAAUGAGAUCAAAGGUGCAAAAGGAGAUGGCGAUGAAGGAAAAGGAAAAGAAGGAGAUGGAGCUGCGUGCUUUGGCUGCUAAAGCACGUUCUGAGAGGACUGGUAUUGCAGCUCCUGUGGCUGCACCUGCUAGAAAUAUGGAUAUGGACGAUGAUGACAUGAGAUCUGAUUAUGUUGGCAGAGGAGAGAGAGAAGUUACAAGGGAGGCAAAAGAAGAGAGGGAAGAGAGGUUGGGGCGUGAGAAAAUUCGUGAGGAGCGGCGACGAGAGAGGGAGAGGGAGAGAAGGUUGGAGGCCAAAGAUGCUGCUACGGGAAAGAAGAGUAAGAUUACAAGAGAUAGGGAUCGUGAUAUUAGUGAGAAGGUUGCUCUUGGUAUGGCGUCCGUUGGGUCUGGAAGAGGUGAAGUCAUGUAUGAUCAGCGAUUGUUCAACCAAGAGAAGGGGAUGGAAUCUGGUUUUGCUGCUGAUGACCAGUACAAUGUAUAUGACAAGGGCUUAUUCACCGCCCAAGCUACACUUUCCACUCUAUACCAGCCGAAGAAAGAUAUGGAUAAUGAAAUGUAUGGCGGAGCUGAUGAACAGCUUGAGAAGAUUAGGAACACUGAGAGGUUCAAACCUGACAAGGGAUUCACUGGAACUGCAGAGAAGAGUGGUAAGAGAGAGAGGCCUGUUGAGUUUGAGCAAGUUGCCGAGGAGGCUGAUCCAUUUGGUUUGGAUCAGUUUUUGACUGAAGUGAAGAAGGGUAAGAAAGCCAUGGACAAAAUUGGUGGCGGAGGUACAAUGAAAGCAAGCGCUGGGUCUACACGAGAAGGCUAUGAUGGUGGCUCGGGGAGGAGCAGGAUUGACUUCGACAAGGGGCGUUAAUUCUGCAUUUAUUUAUUUUUAUGUUUGCUGAUCCUGUUUUUGCCCUAUAGGUGAUCUGCAUUUUAUUUGACUGUAUAAUACUUAGCCUUCUCGGAAAGGCCACUGUUUAGGGUCCUAAAAGGUUUUAAUAUGGAUCUUUGUUAUUGUAUCUUUAAUCACAGUAAUCUACUUAUCCAAAAGUUUAGGUGCUAUACUUAAUUGCAGAGAAAAUUGAUUU